Messenger RNA from Camellia sinensis, 791 nucleotides. NCBI's taxonomy places the organism in Eukaryota, Viridiplantae, Streptophyta, Magnoliopsida, Ericales, Theaceae. The record is from RefSeq and is a predicted model, not a curated record.
AAUGUCACCAAAGCCCAAUAUCUCUUGUUCUCCUCCACAUUCGAGCUCGAAGCUCCAGUCAUCAAUGCUUUAAAACCCAAAUUUCCAUUUCCCAUCUAUUCUUUCGGCCCCCUUACUUCAAUCUUGAACAUCCUACCUCUCAUACCAUCGCUAGCCAAACCGAUCAUGAUUACCUCAAAUGGUUAGACUCUCAACCACAGAGCUCUGUUUUGUAUGUUUCGUUGGGAAGUUUCCUCUCUGUUUCAAGUGCCCAAAUGGAUGAAAUUGUAGCUGGGUUGCGGGAUAGUGGCGUGCGGUGCUUGUGGUUGGCGCGUGACAAAGCGUCGAUGUUAAAGGGAGCUUGUGGUGGCGCAGGGAAGGUGGUGCCUUGGUGUGAUCAAUUGAAGGUGUUGUGUCAUUCUUCAAUUGGGGGAUUUUGGACUCAUUGUGGGUGGAAUUCAACUAUGGAAAGUGUGUUUGCGGGUGUGCCAUUCCUUACUCUGCCUCUGCUUAUGGAUCAAACUCCAAUCAGUAAAUUUAUUGUGGAAGAUUGGAAGAUUGGGUGGAAGGUGAAGAAGGAUGGGAAAAUGGAUAAGUUGGUGGCGAGAGAGGAAAUUGCUGAACUUGUACAAACGUUUAUGAAUUCGGAGAAUCUUGAGAGGAAAGAGAUGAUGAAAAGAGCAAGAGAAAUUAGAGAGAUUUGUCGACUAGGGAUGGCAAUGGAUAACCUACCUGUAGGUAUCCAUGGAAACCCAACCCAAAAACAUGAGUUUUUUCCUUUUUUUUCUUAUCCAUUGGGAGAUAAUAAAUGA